CUGAUUGGUCGAGCCGUACGCCCAUCAAGGCCGACCAUCGCAGGCAGCGGAGAGUGAAGGGAACAGGUUGUAAAGUGCUGCUGGAGGCUCGUACAAUCAUAUACUGUUGGUUGCAGGUUGUAACCGGACCUAACACGCAAGCUGGAAGGGCUCAGUGCAGCGUGGGUGCCCAGGGAUCCACUGCCUGAGUGUGGGGACAGUAGCGACCGAGACCCCAAAGACAUGAACCACACUAAGGGUGGCCUGGUCAUCUUCACCGCCAACUCGCACCCUUCGAGCCGCGAGCUGGGGAAGAGGAUCGCAGAGCGGUUGGGGGUGGAGCUUGGCAAGGUGCAGGUGUACCAGGAAGCUAACAGAGAAACGCGGGUACAGAUCCAGGAGUCGGUGCGAGGCAAAGAUGUCUUUGUCAUCCAGACAGUGUCCAAGGAUGUGAACACCACCAUCAUGGAGAUGCUGAUCAUGGUGUAUGCGUGCAGGACAUCCUGUGCUAGAAGCAUCACGGGCGUCCUCCCGUACUUCCCUUACAGCAAGCAGUGUAAGAUGAGGAAGAGGGGCUCCAUCGUCUCCAAGCUGAUCGCCUCCAUGAUGUGUAAAGCUGGCCUCACCCACCUCAUCACCAUGGACCUCCAUCAGAAAGAGAUUCAAGGCUUCUUCAACAUCCCAGUGGACAAUCUGAGGGCCUCACCGUUCCUGCUGCAGUACAUACAGGAAGAGAUCCCCGACUACAGAAAUGCAGUGAUUGUUGCCAAAUCUCCAGCUUCUGCCAAAAGGGCUCAGUCGUUUGCUGAGCGGUUACGUCUGGGUAUAGCAGUGAUCCAUGGCGAAGCUCAGGACGCCGAGUCAGACCAGGUGGACGGUCGACACUCCCCUCCUACUGUCAAGACCACUGGAGCCAUUCACCCCAGCAUGGAGAUACCACUGUUGAUCCCUAAAGAGAAGCCUCCCAUCACUGUGGUUGGAGACGUAGGAGGACGCAUCGCCAUCAUAGUGGACGACAUCAUCGAUGACGUCGACAGUUUCGUGGCGGCAGCAGAGACGCUGAAGGAACGAGGAGCCUACAAGAUCUUCGUCAUGGCGACACACGGCAUCCUGUCCUCCGAGGCCCCCCGGUUCAUCGAGGAGUCGGCUAUAGACGAGGUGGUGGUGACCAACACGAUCCCCCACGAGCUCCAGAAGCUUCAGUGUCCGAAGAUCAAGACGGUGGACAUCAGCAUGAUCCUGUCGGAGGCCAUCCGGCGCAUCCACAACGGAGAGUCCAUGUCGUAUCUGUUCCGCAACAUCGGCGUGGACGACUGAACGACACACACACACAAACACAACCAUUUGCCUUCUCAGACUCCAGGAACAUAGACAUGAAUGAUAGAGAAACACCUACCUGUGUCAUUACAUAUGAAUGCUAACCCCUAACAUAGAACACACAUAGAUGUCUGAACACAUUUCCACAGAGCAUCCAUAGCUGUGACUGAACAAACACACACUGAUCUGUCUGUAAUGGACAUUAAUGGACUACUGCCGAGCUCUCUAAUGGCUGCCCUCUUGUUAAAACAGUACGAACCUCAGAACCUUCUUUAGUUACCUCUACAUCUUGUCCACUUUUUGUUUUUUCUCUCCAUAGAUGUUGGAUACGUGCGUGUUUAGAAAAUAUGUUAGCGCCGAAUGUCUCUUUCUGAUCCUGUUAGUGAAGCAGAUUGUACUGAUAGCGUGUCAGUGCCUUCUACAGGACAAAACAACACACAGGCCUUCAUCGCUCUCACUCAGCUAACGUUACUAACUCAUAACAUAUGCAGGUUUCCAGCUGAUUAACUUGUGUCCAGUUUCCAAGUGCAUGUUUCGAUCCAGAUCGGUUUUAUUUGUCUACUUAUGUGGUUAGUUUAGACGUCUACCAGCCAGCCAUGUCUGCGUGGUUGCCAUUGCACUUCGAUGCUAAUCUGGUGUCAAAUCUACGAACCGUGAAACUGGAAAUAUUUACAAUCGGGCGUUAAAUUUAUUGGCAGUGCACCGAUGAAAUAUAAAUCAUCCACAGAACAUUUCGUGCCAUCAUUUCAAUACAUGUCUGAUAUUUGUUCUCGCCACAGAUAAGUACUGUCCCUCUGGAUCUUACAAACUCCAGAUCUGAAGUUAUAUUUAAGAAGUCAGUCUCUGUCAGAAGUGGAAGGCUUGUUCUUAAUAAUGUGGAAAAGGGUAAACGUAUCCUCGACCUUUUAGAUCACCGUGGACGAGAGCAAUUAAGUUAGCUUGAUUUAUCGGACUUUUAAACUGUGGCUCCAGCUGGAAAACUGAAACUUUUUCUGACAAGAAAAAACUUGACUGAAGCAGGUCUUUGUCACUUUGCCAGAUGUUCCAAAAAUGUUUUGUAUUUAUUUUCAACACUUAAUAAAUAUGAUGUACGAAAGUAA
Molecule: messenger RNA, 2396 nt
Organism: Acanthochromis polyacanthus (spiny chromis)
Lineage: Eukaryota; Metazoa; Chordata; Actinopteri; Pomacentridae
Gene: prpsap2
Product: phosphoribosyl pyrophosphate synthetase-associated protein 2
Exons: 11
Coding region: 223-1296 (357 amino acids)
Biological process (GO): purine nucleotide biosynthetic process; 5-phosphoribose 1-diphosphate biosynthetic process
Cellular component (GO): ribose phosphate diphosphokinase complex; cytoplasm
Molecular function (GO): ribose phosphate diphosphokinase activity; magnesium ion binding
Source: RefSeq, a predicted model, not a curated record